Messenger RNA from Penicillium antarcticum, 2211 nucleotides. RefSeq lists its product as uncharacterized. The transcript has 4 exons. Gene Ontology annotation, biological process: regulation of DNA-templated transcription; DNA-templated transcription. The record is from RefSeq and is a predicted model, not a curated record. NCBI's taxonomy places the organism in Eukaryota, Fungi, Ascomycota, Eurotiomycetes, Eurotiales, Aspergillaceae. Gene Ontology annotation, molecular function: DNA-binding transcription factor activity, RNA polymerase II-specific; DNA binding; zinc ion binding. The coding region runs from base 1 to 2211 and encodes 736 amino acids.
AUGGAAAGAAAUACUCCGCCCAAGCGAAGGGCUGUCAAGGCUUGUGCAUUUUGUCGACGUAGAAAGUUCCGCUGUGACAACGAACGGCCGGUAUGUUCCAACUGCAAGACAUAUGCACAAGACUGCAUCUACAUUGCAGGACCAGAUAAGCCGAGACCAACAAAAGCUCGGCUAUCUCAUUUAGAAGCCGAAAAUGAAGAACUUCGACGGCACCUAAGGCGUGUUGAUGCUCGCUCAGAAGACAGAAGAGAUGUAGCCGAAGAUAAUCCGUCUCAGUUAAAGCAGCAGAUACAAGGUCCCCCGGAGAGUCCGAGUGCAGAUGUAAGUGCCGAUCAGCGCCAGUCAGCUGUAUCGCGCAUAUUCAUCUCGCCAAAUGGGGACUCAAGUUAUCAUGGACUCACGAGUACACUUUUCAGCGAUGCAUCGACCGAUCAACAUGGCCAUCCCCGGUCUAUAGAUCCGAAGAUACCAGUAGAGCAUAUUCGAAAGCAGUUGAUCGGGGAAGCUGCCUACCAACGGCAGUCAGAAGCAUUGAACUUACGACAAGGGAAAUUGGACUUCGAUGGAGUCGACCCAGAGCUUGGAAUGCACCUUCUAUCUCUACAUUGGAAUCGACAGCAUCAUUCCUUCUUGAUUACAUAUCGCCCAGCAUUCAUGCGAGAUAUGGCCACUGGAGGUCCCUAUUUCUCCAAACUCCUCUUGAACGCGAUUUACUUCGGCGCGUCAAAAUUCAGCAACCGUCCUGAAGUUCGUCGAGAUCCGGAUGAUGUUCGCACUGCAGGAUGGACAUUCCGCCAGCGAGUGAAAGAAUUGCUGGGCAGUGCUCUUGACCGAAGUGAGAUAACAACGAUCCAGGCCCUGUUGGUGAUGACCAGUUCGUUAUUUGCCUUGGGAGACGAACGCAGUGCUGCGUGGCUCUAUGCCGGUACGGCAUUUAGAAUGAUCAUCGAUCUCGGCAUGCAUGUUGAUCCCACUAUGCUGAGAAAUAUGCGGCGUCUUUCAGAUGAAGAUAUCGAGAUUCGUCGUCGAGUUUUCUGGGGUGCUUUUGUCAUGGAUAAGAUCCAAUCUCUAUACCAGGGUCGUCCUGUAAGCAUACAGGAGUUUGAUACAAAGGUGUCCCUGACACUUUUGGACCACUAUGAGGAACUUGAGCACUGGCAACCUUUCGCGUAUACGGAUGUACAGUCAUAUCCGGGAUCUCCUGCUUACAGCGUUUCGACCUUCACGCAGCUGUGCAGGCUAUCGCUGAUAUUGAACUGUAUCUUGAACAAGGUCUACUCGGAGCGAAGCUCAAACCGGUCAUCUCAGGAGUUGGUCUCCACAUUACAGGCGUUAGAUGCACAACUCAACACAUGGCAUGACGAACUACCAGAUCAUCUACGCUUCCGCUCUUCAACAAUACAGAUUACGCCCCCACCUCACGUCCUUUCUCUCCUGGCACUCUACAAUGUACUUCUCAUCCUUUUGCACCGACCGUUCGUGGCAGAAGGGCAUCUCCACACAACCGAUCCAUCCGUGGCCAUUAGCUCGUUUACUACUUGCACAGCGGCAGCAGCUCGCAUAAUUCACAUCCUACAAGCAUACGAUCAUGCAUUCUCAAUCAGACGGGCUCCUUAUCUGAUUUCAUAUGCGACAUACGUUGCCGCCACGAUCUAUGUUCGAGUUGCUGCUCAAAGGGAAGCAAGUAGUAGAGCCCAUUCAAAUCUUUGGACAUGUCUUGACAUCUUUCAGAAGAACCAAGCAACUAACUGGGCUGUCCGCCGUGCCAAGAAUGUGAUUGUGCACCUGAUGGAUCGUAUGGGAGUUGAUCUGAACAUUCGGCACAGAGAAUACGAGGAGGCCAGACCUGAUGAAGAUUCAAGCGAGCAAAGACGUGUUUUAGAAAGAGAAGCUUGUACUGGUAAGGAGGGUGUCAGGCAAACGCCUUUGCCGACUCGGAUGACACCACCUGAGACAGAGGUCUCGGAGUUGGAUAUGGAUAUGAUUAUCCAGAGCUUCAUUCGACAGCAGACAAGGACAAAUGAUGAACAGCUGUUCGAUGAAUCAAACUACAAUCCUACGUCUGGUACUGCAAUUCCUCUUGGGACGCCUGGUGUCCUCGCUCCCACUGUUCUUCCGGGAUAUAAUGAUGCAUGUUUUGAUGCGCAGUUUGACGAUGAUAUGCUGUUUGGCUUCAACGGUUCUGUUCAGGAUAGUAUGCUGUAUAAAUAG